UCACAGAUAUGUUUAACAAUACAGUAAUCUCUCUUUCUUCUUCGAAAUUCCUCCUUACCUUCUCUCCUCCUAUCAUUUUGCGCACCAUGCUCUCCCACCUCAGCUCUUAUUCGCUCACUCCAGCUCAAAACAUUUGUGCAGUUAGUUCGAGCUCCAUCGACUCCUGUGUGUGAGAGCGUGCUGAUGGAUGUGAGAAGUGAAGUAGCCUAGAUUUGAUAACAUCUUGGAAUUAUUUUUCUAAGAACACCUGUAGAAAGAUUGUGCACUGGGGAACUAUUCUAAGAAGGACAAUAUCCAUAUAAAUGCAACGUUUUAUUUGGGAAAAAAUAACAACAAAUGGUUAUCUUUACCUUCAUGGAUGUCGAGGACAUUAGUGAAAACGCUCACCAACACUGAUGGCAGUGUUCUGCAAUUUGCAUCUAUGUUUUUGGACUUUUCAUAAUACCAAGACCGUAAGCUCUUCUUCUUCUUCUUCGGGUGUCUUCUGAAAUGCGCUAGAGGAGCUGAAAGGAAGGGGGAGAAGGACAACACAAUGAGGGGAAAAUACUUUCUGCUCGGUUACUUGUUGGUCAAAGUUAUAGCACUGGUCUGCAAGGCGGACGGAGAACCAGGACAACUGGAUGGCUUUGUCAUGAUGACGACCUCCAACGGAUCUAGGGAGGACGAGGGCGCAGGCUUCUCAGAGCCCCCACACACAGAGGACCGGUGCCGGGGGUACUAUGAUGUGAUGGGCCAGUGGGACCCGCCGUUCGUUUGCAAAACGGGCGAUUAUCUGUAUUGCUGCGGCACCUGUGGCUUUCGGUUCUGCUGCUCCUACAAGACCUCGCGGCUGGAUCAGAGCACCUGUAAAAACUACGACACUCCGGUGUGGAUGAUGACAGGUCAAACCCCGUUUAAGAAAAAUGACCUCCGGCACGACCCCACCAAAGAUAAAACUAAUUUAAUCGUGUAUAUAAUCUGUGGAGUAGUCGCUAUCAUGGCACUUGUUGGGAUAUUCACCAAACUCGGCCUGGAAAAGGCGCACCGACCACAGAGAGAGAAUAUGGCUAGGGCUGUCCAAAGCGUGUUACAGGUCGGCUGUCCAGGUGAGCAGUUUCAGGGGGAGGACACCCUUGGCAUGCAGGCACAGCACUAUGACACAAGGGCCAACAACCUCCAGGGAGGUCAGAUUAACAACACCGUGGGCCAGCCACACCCCUACCCUGCUCUGAGCCAGCUGGCUCAUGUCUAUGAACAGCAACAACCUGGGAAGGAACUCAACAAGUAUGCCUCGCUCAAGCUCGUCGCGGCCAAGGCCAACGGCGACUUCUACAACAAGCGGCGUCUGAUGGUGGAACUGCCAUCUGAAGGUGGCCUCCCCCUCCAACACAUGAACGCCAUGCGACCUAUGAACGCCAUGACCAACAACCCUAUUUCCCACAACCCAAUUAAUAACACCACCAUGACCCACAAUCCAAUGAACAACCCCAUGGCCCACAACAACCCCACGGCCCACAUCAACCCCACGGCCCACAUCAAGCCCAUGUCUCACAACAACCCCAUGGCCCACAACAACCCCAUGGCCCACAUCAACCCCAUGGCCCACACCAACCCCAUGGCCCACACCAACCCCAUGGCCCACAACAACCCCAUGGCUCACACCAACCCCAUGGCUCACACCAACCCCAUGGCCCACAACAACCCCAUGGCUCACAACAACCCCAUGGCCCACAACAACCCCAUGGCCCACAACAACCCCAUGGCUCACACCAACCCCAUGACCCACAACAACCCCAUGGCCCACAACAACCCCAUGACCCACAACAACCCCAUGGCUCACACCAACCCCAUGGCCCACAACAACCCCAUGACCCACAACAACCCCAUGGCCCACAACAACUCCAUGGCCCACAACAACCCCAUGGCCCACAACAACCCCAUGGCCCACAACAACCCCAUGGCCCACAACAUCCCCAUGGCCCACAACAACCCCAUGGCCCACAACAUCCCCAUGGCCCACAACAAUCCCAUGGCCCACAACAACCCCAUGGCCCACAACAACCCCAUGGCCCACAACAACCCCAUGGCCCAAAACAUCCCCAUGGCCCACAAUCCCAUGAAUACCAUCAGCCCCCUGGGCUCCCUGGGCCCAGAGCCCGUGGCCACCUACAUCACAGAGAUGCCCAGCAGCUUGCCCAUUCUAUCCAGCUCCCACCAGGGCUCCACCAUGCCAGCCGCGCCCAAGCAGAACGCACAGAAGCUCCAAAGACUCAGCAGCAGUGGCUGUGGCGGUGACAGAGUCAGUAAUAAAGGUUCAGGAGCCAUGACUAUGUCCAGCAUGACUAGAACAGGGACUUUCCCGGGGCCUCACCGCCACACCGGGACGGUUCCCGGGCCUCACCACCAACAACAACACCACCACCAACAUCAAGAGCAACAACACCACCCACUGGCCUACAGCUCCAACACCAUCGCAGCCCCCAGGGGGAUGGGGGGAGGGGUGGGUCUGAAGGGCUGGGACGGGACUGAGACGGUAGGCAGAAGGAAGGGUUACGGCUCCAAGAGGCCCCAGUGUACGGUGGAGCAGAUCAACAAGCUGCACAGUCAGUCCCGCUCCCAGAGCCACAGUCAGCACUUCCUGCCCACUCAGCCUUACUUUGUGACCAACAGUAAGACGGAGGUAACUGUGUGAGAGAGUGGGAGAAGGGGACGAAGGUUGCCCAAAGCAGAGUCACCCAAUAGACAAAGAGGGAGAGGACAGAGAUGGUGGUGUGUAAGGCCCAGGUUGUUUUGUGUCUUUCUGGGAGCGGGGGCCAGAACAGUGCACCCUGGUGGUGUGGCAGUGUGCUUGCGUGUGCCGUCCAGUAUGAGUGUGUAACUGCACAUGUGACUGUCAGUCAAUCCUACACAGAUCCUCAGUCAGAGGGCAACGGGGGCGGGAUUGUAUAACCAUGGCAACAUCCAACGGAAGUAUUAAAUUCAUUGUGUGUGUUAUAAUAUCUCCUGUGUAAUGACAACAUUAUCGACCAAUGACAGUGAAACGUGAAUCCAGCAACAGCAAAAGGAAACAUGAGAUUGCCAUGGAUUGCAUUACCAAAUCUGACAAGCAAUAUGAGAUCCAUGGACACCACAACGGCUGGGGCUACAACAUUGACCAGGGAAACAACAAACUGAGGGGAAAGGAAAAGACAUUCAUUAAGGAGGCUCUCUCCUACAAAGCCAUUGAAUCAGCCACAGUUUUCGGGUUAUGGGAUAUGGCUACGAACAUUAUGGGCUUUGUUCUGUGCUUGUAGCCUUGAGAAGUCUCUUGGUCAUCAACACAGAGAAUGGAGGCUGUUGUCCUGUAUAUUUGAUGUAGAGUACUUGAUCACAGCUGACCCGAAGGCAAGGAGGCUGAAGCAUCAUCUAGAGGAUAGUACUGUACUCCUGAAAGACUCAUCAGUCCCAAUGCUGUUCACACAUAGAAUCAGAGAGAAUCUGUGAUCCAAUAUUUAAAGAUGUGACUACAGACCAUGGCCAUCUGUAGUGAUACCAGCAAGCUUUUAUAUUCCCCUUUUUCUCUCUCUUUCAUUCUCUCUAUCCCUCUGAGAAAAGGCAACCUUCAGGUAAAGACAAGGUAAAGAGAGAGAAAGUGGUUCUGAAUCGUUUCUGUUCUAGAGUGUAUGGCGAGUCCCUUGAUAAGAACUAUGAAACCCCGAUUGAGAGAUAUCCCUCACCUGUAUUAUUGCGACACAGUAUUGUGAUUUAUAUAAUGUACCAACAUUUGUAUUUCUGUUUGUAUUUUUGUAUGACUGUGUCCUCUUGACCUUUGGCCAUCUCUUCACUCUGGCAUUUGUGGAAAAUACUGUUGCUAGGGUAUCCAAAUAUAUAAUGGUCUAAAAGUAGAAGACAAAACCUUUUCAAGCAAAUCGAACAGUCAAAUCUAUACAAGCUGAAUUUAUAGUCCCAUUUCAGCCUAUAGAAAGCAUACUGCAUUCACUUAUUGUAAACAUCCCCCAUGUGUUUCUGAUUGUAAACAUCCCCCAUGUGUUUCUGACUGUAAACAUCCCCCACGUGUUUCUGACUGUAAACAUCCCCCACGUGUUUCUGACUGUAAACAUCCCCCACGUGUUUCUGACUGUAAACAUCCCACCCGUGUUUCUGACUGGAAACAUCCCCCACGUGUUUCUGACUGUAAACAUCCCCCACGUGUUUCUGACUGUAAACAUCCCCCACGUGUUUCUGACUGUAAACAUCCCCCACGUGUUUCUGACUGUAAAUAUCCCCCAUGUGUUUCUAAUUGUAAACAUCCCCCAUGUGUUUCUGAUUGUAAACAUCCCCCAUGUGUUUCUGAUUGUAAACAUCCCCCAUGUGUUUCUGAUUGUAAAUAUCCCCCAUGUGUUUCUAAUUGUAAACAUCCCCCAUGUGUUUCUGAUUGUAAACAUCCCCCAUGUGUUUCUGAUUGUAAAUAUCCCCCAUGUGUUUCUGAUUGUAAACAUCCCCCAUGUGUUUCUGAUUGUAAAUAUCCCCCAUGUGUUUCUGGCUGUAAACAUCCCCCAUGUGUUUCUGACUGUAAACAUCCCCCAUGUGUUUCUGAUUGUAAACAUCCCCCAUGUGUUUCUGAUUGUAAACAUCCCCCAUGUGUUUCUGGCUGUAAACAUCCCCCAUGUGUUUCUGGCUGUAAACAUCCCCCAUGUGUUUCUGACUGUAAACAUCCCCCAUGUGUUUCUGACUGUAAACAUCCCCCAUGUGUUUCUGACUGUAAACAUCCCCCAUAUUUUUCUGAUUGUAAACAUCCCCCAUGUGUUUCUGACUGUAAACAUCCCCCAUAUUUUUCUGAUUGUAAACAUCCCCCAUGUGUUUCUGAUUGCAAACAAACCCCUCAUUUGUUUCUUUUCUUUCUCUUCUCUCUUCUUUGCUCAUGUAAAGGACGUCACACUGCUUGUUUAUCGAGUGCCACUUCCUCCCAAUUUGGCCCAUACCAUUUUGCCUCCCAAGUGGCGCAGAGGUCUAAGGCACUGCAUCUCAGUGCUAAUGGUGUCAUUACAGACCCUGGUUCGAUCCCGAGCUGUAUCACAACUGGCUGUGAUCGGGAGCCCCACAAUUGGCCCAGUGUCGUCUGGGUUAGGGGAGGGUUUGGCCGGGGUAGGCCGUCAUUGUAAAAUAAGAAUUUGUUCUUAACUGACUUGCCUAGUUAAAUAAAAAAAAUAAAAAAAAUCCUAGUGCAAACUCUGCCUUGCUAGGACACGUGACCACCCUCCUGAAGCGUCUUACCAGUCAGCGCCACUCGAAAAGCUAGCUAUACACUGGUGAAAGUGGGGACACUUCAGGCUGAGGAGUAAGUUUCACACGUCUCCAUGUGCUACAUUCACCCCCAAACUUACUCAACUGCGACCCCAGCGUAACUGUACAUCCGAGUCAUUAGGCACCACUGUAAAGGACGUCACGCUGCUUGCUUAGCCAGUACCACUUCCUCCCAAGUUGGCCCAUACCUGGCGCGAACUCAGGACCUCUGCCUGGCUGACCAUCCUCCUCACACCUGACCAUCCUCUUAGAAGCGAUUUACAAGUCCGCUCCAUGUGAAAAGCUAGCUAUUCGCUGGCGCAUGUAGAGACACUUCAGGAUUAGGAGUAAGUCUCACACAUCCCCAUGUGCUACAUUGUGUAAGCCAUGAUAAAUAACAUCAAUGUUUUCAGGAUAUGCAUUAUCACAAUUCUCAAUUGAAUUAAUCCAGCUUUGCGGAAAUCUGGAAAUAUGAACCCCAAACCAUCAACAUUAUAGUUCACACUGCUCUCAGUGCAGCGGGAAGGCAGAUGGGAAGCAGGCAGGGAGGGAGGCAAACCAGGCAGGCAAAGGAACUCAAACAGAACAUAUUUUGUCUGAGCAGUGCACUGGGAAGGCAGGUAGGGAGGCAGGCAGAGAGGCAGGUAGGGAUGCAGGCAGAGAGGCAGGGAGGGAGGCAGGCGGGCAGGCAGGCAGGCAAAUCAGGGAGGCAAAGCAGCUCAAGCAUAACAUAUUUUGUCUGAGCAGCAUUCUGCACUCAGCAUAACUUAAUAGAAAAGAGUCAUCCUUCACACUGUGUUCUUCCCAGCAGCAGACUCGGAGUGCAUUCAGAGCACAGUUGGUCAGCGGGACUCACUCUGAAGUAGCAGUCAUACAGCUCUGAGACGCUGAGAGGGCAGGAGAAACUGGAGUAUUACUAGUGUAGUAUAUUACUACUUUGUCAAUGAUUGCCUUCUCAUGACUGUCCUUAUAGUAAUGUUAUGAUAUCAUAGCUUUAUCAUUUCCAUAGUUUUACCUGGCUUGAUUCGGCCCACUCCGACAAAGUGACAGUCCCUAGCAGACCAUUCCACACUGGCACACCAUUUAGAAUGCAUGGCCAUGCCAAUGCAUUCCCUCAUUCUAAGUGCGCCAGUCUGGAUAUUGGAAUGGAGCCUAAUUCCCCCUCAUCACAUCUGAUCCUUUCUUCCCCUCUAAAGCCAGGUGUCUGAAAUUAGCAGAUCGCCGAGCCAGCCAGCUCCAGCCUACCCAGCCUAGUUCCUGAUUGACCUGCUGCCAAAGAAAAUUGUUUCUGCUCGGCUGAAAGGAGCGAAAUUAAGACUAGAUGGUGCGAGUGGCCUAAUUAGUGGAAUCAGACCCUCCUGUUCCCCCGCUCUGCUCUUGCUUCACGGUAGCAAAUUGAUCGAAGGAGUCGGGUGGUCGAUACAAUCAGGGCUGCCAGGCAUGCAGCUGAAGUCUUGUAUUAACUGCCUAGCUGAAUAUGAUUUAGUAUUGUGUAGUAUAGUGUUGCUCGUUAAUAACAACAAUCACCCUGGAUUUCUAUAUAGCUUGAACAUAAACUGCCCCUGAUUGAGAGACCAAUUAACAUAAACUACCCCUGAUUGAGGGAGCAAUUGAGGGAAAAGUGUACAGUACCGAUUGUCACUCAAAGAGGACCUGUGUGAACCCGGAGAUAUUUUGUGUGUAUAAUAAAUGUGAUUUUGUUCAUUUUCUUGGAAACCUGAAAACGUGUUGAAACCAUUCUUGUAAAGGUGUCUAAAGGAAGUGACUCAUUAGAAUGUUGGGACGAUGUUUGAAGCCACUACACCGUUAUUCUCUUUCUCUGUCAAACUUAAUUUGGUGGUUUCAUUUGAUUUUCCUCCUACAACCUUGAAGUGAGGAAGUUGAGAUAAUUACAUAUAAUUACAAUCUUGCGCCUAUCAUCUCAGAAAAGAAGUGACUGAAGGGAAUCUGUAGAGAGAGAGGGAGAAAAUAAAAACCUCUCUAAACCGUCAACAUCAGACUCUCGCGUUCUUUCAGCUGCCUGCUGUAACAGGGAGAAACUCCACCUGGAAACUCAACAUAAAAACUAAUCUUGGAAACUCGGUGUAGGGGGGGGGGUUUGAGGACUUUUUCAACCAAUAAGAUAAACAAACCAGAUGAGAUUAAACCUGACCUUAAAAUACCUGCCAUUACUACUUACCAUUAUUGACAUUUAUAAUAUAAAAUCAGAAAACAUCUGCAACCCACGCACACACACACACACACACACACACACACACACACACACACACACACACACACACACACACACACACACACACACACACACACACACACACACAUACACGUACACAUACACACACUCCCACAGUAAUCAGCAUCAGUAAAGGUAUCAGGAUUGUGAGCACUGAAAUAUAAUGGAAGUUCUCUAAAUUCUUAUAAAAGAUUAAAAUGAGCAAUAUAGUCACCGGCAUCAAUUUUGCAGAUUACCCAACCAAAUGUAUUUUGAAAAAUGUAUUUGUCCGUGAAUGUUAUGUUUGUAUGAUUUGAUUGUACUGAGUAUGUUCCACAGGUUACAUCAAGCUUAAAACAUAACGGAGGCUUAUACUCAGAACAGAAAUUGGAAGUGUAUUAGAUUAUGAACUCUUUACCACCGUUCUGUACUAACCAGAUAAGCAAACCAGGUGGGGAUGUCAGCAAUUAUUGUUACACCAUUCUGUAUGACAGAGAAACAUAUCUGUAUUUAUCAAGCAGUAAAACAAGAAUACAUACAAUGGGCUGAUAUUAAAGGACUUCUGCAGGUCUGAUUUCUAUAAGACAUUUUACAUUGUUUAUUUGGUUACACAGAAGAGGUGAGCUGAAUCAAUUCCAGUUAAUUCCAGUUCCACCCUGUCGUUGAAACUAUGGAAUGUUGAAUCAUGCUUUUGUCUGCUCUGCCAACCUGUUGAUUUUAUGUCAUUCUGCCUUCUAUCAAAAACUUUCUAAACUAAAUAUUGUACUGUAUACACAUGAUGAGGGGGAAGAUAUCAAACAACAUCUGCAGUUUCUCUUACAUCUGAUUAAGGGGUUUGUUCCAAUAGGAGGUAUCUCAUUAAGUUAUUAUCUGAUAUCAGAAUCAAUGGAAGGGUAUCAAACCCAUACAAUCUGUGUGUUUGAUAUUUCUGGGGUUUGAACUCUAUUGCAAUCAAGGGCCAAUGGAUACAGUUGCCAUGGAAUGAUUCAUGUGCUUUCUAUAAACUACAGUAUAUAAAUAUAAUCCAUAGAAACCACAUGCUUUAAUAGAUUCUUACAUUUAUUAGAUCAUCUGAAUUGUAAUCAUGCAUUAAUCAAUAAAAGUCUGUUUUUGAUGUUCAACUCAUUCUAUGAUAUUUAUAUACACUACUGUUCAAAGGUUUGGGGUCAUUUGGAAAUUUCCUUGUUUUUGAAAGUGAAGAGUUGCCUCCAGGAUGCUGGCCUUCUAGGCAGAGUUGCAAAGAAAAAGACAUAUCUCAGACUGGCCAAUAAAAAUAAAAGAUUAAGAUGGGCAAAUGAACACAGACACUGGACAGAGGAACUCUGACUAGGAUGCCCGCAUCCCGGAGUCGCCUAUUCACUGUUGACAUUGAGACUGGUGUUUUGCGGGUACAAUUUAAUAAAACUGCCAGUUAGGGACAUGUGAGGUGUCUGUUUCUCAAACUAGACACUCUAAUGUACUUGUCCUCUUGCUCAGUUGCGCACCAGGGCCUCCCACUCCUCUUUCUAUUGUGGUUAGGGCCAGUUUGCGCUUUUCUGUGAAGGGAGUAGUACAGUGUUGUACGAGAUAUUCAGUUUAUUGGCAAUUUCUCGCAUGGAACAGCCCUCAUUUCUCAGAACAAGAGUAGACUGAUGAGUUUCAGAAGAAAGUUCUUUGUUUCUGGACAUUUUGAGCCUGUUAUCGAACCCACAAAUGCUGACGCUCCAGAUACUCAACUAGUCUAAAGAAGGCCAGUUUUAUUUCUUCUUUAGUCAGAACAGCAGUUUCCAGCUGUGCUAACAUAAUUGCAAAAUGGUUUUCUAAUGAUCAAUUAGCCUUUUAAAAUUAUAAACUUGGGUUAGCUAACACAACGUGCCAUUGGAACACAGGAGUGAUGUUUGCUGAUAAUGGGCCUCUGUACGCCCAUGUAGAUAUUCCAUUAAAAAUCUGCCAUUUCCAGCUACAAUACUAAUUUACAAUAUUAACAAUGUCUACACUGUAUUUCUGAGCAAUUUGAUGUUAUUUUAAUGGACAAAAAUGUGCUUCUCUUAAAAAAAAAAAAAACAUUUCUAAGUGACCCCAAACAUUUGUACGGUAGUGUACAUAUGUGUAUAUUUAUACAUUGGACUGAACACUGCAUAGUAUGAGUGAUUAUUAGUCAAGCAUAUUUUAUUAUAGAGCCUAUCCCAUACUCUUGUUUGAACAGUAGCUAUAAGAAUACAUUGCUGCCCCACUGUUGCCAGUCCUGACCUAUGAUUUGUGAGGUUCAGUUAUGGGGUAGCUGUAUUACUGUUAAAUUAUAAAUAGAUAUAUAAAAAUAAAAAAUAAAAAUAUAGCAAAGUUUUGUCCGAGAAUAUAUUACUAUAGUGUUGCUAUGAAUUUGUCUUUUUUAGUUUAUGGAUUGACUGGAGUUUCUUCUUUUUUCAUUUUUUCAACAACUCAUUUGAUGUUGAAAAAUGUUCAUUUGUCAUCUACAGAUUACUAUCAGUGUUCUAUAUUCAACUUUCUUAUGUGGCAAUAAAAAGAUGAGUACAUCACUUCUGAAAA
This is a messenger RNA of Oncorhynchus keta (chum salmon), 9979 nucleotides long. RefSeq names its product protein shisa-9B-like. The coding region runs from base 533 to 2671 and encodes 712 amino acids. Gene Ontology annotation, biological process: regulation of short-term neuronal synaptic plasticity; regulation of AMPA receptor activity. The record is from RefSeq and is a predicted model, not a curated record. The transcript is spliced from 4 exons. Gene Ontology annotation, cellular component: dendritic spine membrane; AMPA glutamate receptor complex; postsynaptic density. NCBI's taxonomy places the organism in Eukaryota, Metazoa, Chordata, Actinopteri, Salmoniformes, Salmonidae.